CAACUUAGAACCCUAGUUUCAAUUGCUGCCUAUUUCUCCAUGGAUGGUGGUCGAAGGUUUGAAGAAGAAUGGAGUAAACCCAAUUGUGAUUGUGGGUUUCAGUGUGUACUACGCACUACUUGGACAUUGAACAAUUCUACUAGAAGGUUCUAUGGCUGCCCAAGAUACAAGAGGAAUGAGGUUGAUGGGUGUGGAUUUAUCAGAUGGGUGGACCCUCCAUCAUUCCCUGUACAUGGUGAAAGGUUUAAGGAGGAAAUAAGAGGGUUUUUGAAAAGGUUAGAGGAGAUGGAAGAUAAUGUUAAGCAACUACAGAUUAUGGCUGAAAAAAGAGAAGAAGAACUUGGUUCAAUAUUGAAGAUGUUAAGAGAUUUGAAAUCUGGUGUUUGUUUUUGUGUUGGAAUAUUUUCGUGUGUUUUGUAUAUCUUAGUUAUGUUGUUUAUUUCUUAAUUGGGAGUAUUAAGCAGUCAUUGUUGAAAAAUCUAAUGUAACUUUUAGACUUACUGAAUCAAUAGUUGCUUAUUAAGUAA
This is a messenger RNA of Humulus lupulus (European hop), 527 nucleotides long. RefSeq lists its product as uncharacterized. Lineage: Eukaryota; Viridiplantae; Streptophyta; Magnoliopsida; Rosales; Cannabaceae. Bases 40 to 447 code for a protein of 135 amino acids. The transcript has 2 exons. The record is from RefSeq and is a predicted model, not a curated record. Gene Ontology annotation, molecular function: zinc ion binding.